GAGACGAAGAUGGCGGUGGCGGCCUUCGGGCAGUUGAAUCUGGAGGAGCCUCCACCGGUGUGGGGAUCUCGCAGCGUCGAUUGCUUCGAGAAGAUCGAGCAGAUUGGUGAAGGAACUUACGGUCAAGUGUACAUGGCCAAGGAAAUCAAAACUGGUGAAAUAGUGGCUCUGAAAAAGAUCCGUAUGGACAAUGAACGAGAGGGGUUUCCUAUAACAGCUAUUCGGGAGAUAAAGAUUCUCAAGAAGCUUCAUCAUGAAAAUGUCAUUAAGCUGAAAGAGAUUGUAACUUCUCCAGGUCGGGACAGAGAUGAGCAAGGGAAGCCAGAUAAUAACAAAUACAAAGGUGGGAUCUACAUGGUUUUUGAGUACAUGGAUCACGAUUUGACGGGACUUGCUGAUCGUCCCGGUCUGAGAUUUACAGUUCCCCAGAUCAAGUGUUACAUGAAGCAACUGCUCACUGGGCUUCAUUAUUGUCAUGUUAAUCAAGUACUUCACCGUGAUAUUAAAGGUGACAUUCUCAAAUUG
Molecule: messenger RNA, 525 nt
Organism: Tarenaya hassleriana
Lineage: Eukaryota; Viridiplantae; Streptophyta; Magnoliopsida; Brassicales; Cleomaceae
Product: cyclin-dependent kinase C-1
Exons: 6
Biological process (GO): protein phosphorylation; positive regulation of transcription elongation by RNA polymerase II
Cellular component (GO): nucleus; cyclin-dependent protein kinase holoenzyme complex
Molecular function (GO): ATP binding; RNA polymerase II CTD heptapeptide repeat kinase activity; cyclin-dependent protein serine/threonine kinase activity
Source: RefSeq, a predicted model, not a curated record